This is a messenger RNA of Centropristis striata (black sea bass), 2916 nucleotides long. It is a transcript of the gene rhot2, whose product is annotated as ras homolog family member T2. Gene Ontology annotation, biological process: small GTPase-mediated signal transduction; mitochondrion organization. Gene Ontology annotation, cellular component: mitochondrial outer membrane. The record is from RefSeq and is a predicted model, not a curated record. Gene Ontology annotation, molecular function: GTP binding; calcium ion binding; GTPase activity. Lineage: Eukaryota; Metazoa; Chordata; Actinopteri; Perciformes; Serranidae. The transcript has 19 exons. The coding region runs from base 152 to 2008 and encodes 618 amino acids.
UGAACCGGAAUGAUAUGGUUUCACCUUGGGUGCAUAUCGCCGUGGAGAGGCACACGUUUGAUUUUAGAUAGAAAAUUUGACAUUCAAAUGAAAGAUAAAUGCCACUGUAAUACUGCAGCGCGUCUGACUGUUCGUCAAACAGAGAGGGAAGAUGAAACAAGACGUCAGGAUACUCUUAUUGGGGGAGCCCAAGGUGGGGAAGACAUCACUCAUCAUGUCUUUGGUUGGAGAGGAGUUCCCAGAAGAGGUUCCCUCCAGAGCUGAAGAGAUCACCAUCCCUGCUGAUGUGACCCCAGAGAAAGUGCCCACACACAUAGUGGACUACUCAGAAAAGGAGCAAACUGAUGAAGUCCUUAAAAGUGAGAUCAUCAAGGCUAAUGUGGUGUGUGUAGUGUAUGAUGUCACCAACGAGGACACGAUAGACAAGAUCAAAACUAAAUGGAUACCUUUAGUUAACGGAGAUGCAGAGAAAGGGAACAAAGUUCCCAUCAUCCUUGUGGGAAACAAGUCUGAUCUACGCUGUGGGAGCUCAAUGGAAACCAUUCUUCCCAUCAUGAACCAGUUCUCUGAGAUUGAGACAUGUGUUGAGUGUUCUGCAAAGAACCUGAAAAACAUUUCGGAGCUGUUCUACUAUGCACAGAAGGCAGUUCUUCACCCCACUGCCCCUCUUUAUGACCCAGAGGACAAACAGCUAAAACCGCUGUGUGUCCGAGCCCUAAGCAGAAUAUUCUACGUUUCCGACCAGGACAAUGACCGUAUCCUCAGUGACGCUGAACUCAACUGCUUUCAGAAAUCAUGUUUUGGGAAUCCUCUGGCACCUCAAGCCUUAGAAGAUGUGAAGACUGUAGUUUGGAAAAACACCAGUGAUGGGGUGCAGGACAACGGCCUUACCCUAAAUGGUUUCUUGUUCCUUAAUACAUUAUUUAUCCAGAGGGGCCGACAUGAAACCACAUGGACUAUCCUCAGGAAGUUUGGUUAUGACGACAACCUUGAGCUGACUGAUGAUUACCUUUACCCUGAACUACGAGUUCCUGUCGGCUGCACCACAGAGCUCAAUCAUUUAGGUCACCAGUUCCUCCAGCGGCUUUUUGACAAGUAUGAUGAAGACAAAGACUCUGCCCUGUCACCGGCUGAGCUUAGAAACCUGUUUUGCGUAUGUCCUUACAUGCCAUGGGGUGCAGAGGUCUACAUGACCGUCCCAACUACAGAUGAGGGCUACAUCUCUAACCACGGCUACCUUUGCCAAUGGACGCUCUCUGCGUAUUUUGACAUCCACCGUUGCCUGGAGCACCUAGGAUACCUAGGCUACCCUAUCCUCACUGAGCAGGAGUCACAGACUGCCGCAAUCACAGUAACACAGGAUAAAGAGGUGGACCUGGAGAAGCGCCAGACACAGCGGUCAGUGUUUCUCUGCAAGGUGAUCGGACCGCGAGGGACGGGCAAGACAGCCUUUCUCCAGGCCUUCGUGGGCCGCAACAUUGCGAAUAAGGGAAAUUCCAGCAGUGCCUUCUCCCCCUAUGCCAUAAACACUGUCCAAGUCAGCAACCAGGAGAAGCACCUUAUCCUCAAUGAGGUGGAUGUGGAGGUGGAGUUCCUGAAGGCAUCAGAUGCAUCCUGUGAUGUUGCUUGUCUCAUGUAUGACGCCAGUGACCCCCAUUCCUUCGACUAUUGUGCCAGUAUAUACAAGCAACACUACAUGGAGAGCAAAAUCCCAUGUGUGCUGGUUGCUUCCAAGGUGGACCUUCCCGAGGUCAAGCAGUUCCACGGGAUGACUCCAGCGGAGUUCUGUUAUAAACACCAACUGCCUCCACCGCUGCCCUUCUCCAGCCUGUUCCUCGACUCCACCAGCAAGAACAUCUACUCCAGGCUUGCCUGGGCAGCAGUAUACCCACACCUGAAUGGCUCAGACAUGAGCAACACAUCAUUCUGGCUGAGAGUGGCGUUGGGCUCCGCCGUAGUUGCAGUUCUGGGUUUUGCUAUCUACAGAGCUGUUUCCAGACUGAAAUGAUCAACAACCAGUUGAGCUUCUCCUUCCUCUUUUUUUUAAAAAUCCAGACGCUCCAUCGAUCCAUCCAUCAAGACCAAACCUCAGAGACCAGAUUCAGAGCCACCGCAUCAUUUUACUUUUCACCUCUAAGGCUCCCAGGAAGCUCUUCGUAUCUCUGCCCUUCCUCCCUUCGUCCUACCCUCUGAGUCAGUUGAUCGCAACAGUCCAAAAGCAGUUGGAAGCUAGUGAUCAUAUUAUUCCCCCACGCUGCUGUGUCCAGCUUUUUCUGCCUUACAUUGUCCAACCAGGUUAAGUAGGAGUUAGCCUGUCAGCUCUCAGUGCAUUGAUACACAAAGAAGUGUUCAUCCAAACAGGUGCUUUAUCAAAGGGGCGGAAAUGCAGUCGCGUCUCUAAUCUAUUGCUUUCCCCUCAAUUAUCUGUCAAGUGUUAAUGGUGAGAUUGGAGAGUUUUUAUAUACAUGCAGUGUUUCUUAAGCAUAAUACAUAAAAAUGCCAAAAUUACGAGACUGAAGAACCAAAGGGCAGCACAUGGAGCAUUUUUAGCUGAGCAAACAUCCUGAUUGGCUGCCACUGAAUCCCUUGCUGGAACUCCCCCAAUGAACUACACUCUUCUGUCUGACCAUGCCACCACAGAUACUAGAUGUUCAUAUCUGAUUUGCCAAAUACCUCCAGCAGCAAUGACUAGUCGUAGCAUGUUAAUUGGCAUAUUAUUUUGCCUGAGAAUCAAAUAUUUUAAUGUUUUUAGCAGUAAGGCCUCUACCAAUCUGCUGUGGCAGGGAGAAACGUGCAUGAAGACGAAUGGCAGUUUGUGUAUGAAUCUACAAGAAGUCAAAAAAAAAAUUCCUCCACAAGGAGGCCAAUCAAAUCUUAGAAAUGACAAAAUGUUAAAGAAAUAUCUGGUCAAUGAAU